AUGGAUGUCUUAGUUUUUUAUUUUUUAAAGAAUUGGUCACAUAACGCGAGGAUAUUGCUAUGUUCUGUGCUCGACUACUUCAGCCUAUUUAAAGAUGGCGCUGUAAAAGCCAAGGUUUGUUUUCCAUGGGUGCAAAGUAUGUUUAAGUGCAUUAAGCGAACGGCCCAGUUCACGAGAUAUCUACAGUCAGCAGGCAACACUUUCUCUUGAAACCAGAACUUCAGGUAAGUACUGUCACACAUUUGUUAACUGUUUGCUUUAAAUAAUAAAGUUAAAAUGACCACAAACGGCAUACUAUCUAUCGAACCAAUGUUAGCAGCUUUGGCCGUUGGAGCCAGUGUUUCGAUAAAACGAGUGACCGUGUUAACUGGAGACUCAGCCAAACGCGUUUGUGAUUGUCGUACUUAGACCAGCUGUUGAGGCAGAACCUCUUAGCUCCCUUUGUGACAAUAACAUCAAAUAUUUCCAACAGAUACGUCUUUGCUGUCAUCCAAAACACAGAGAGAUCUAAGGAUACGUAUUCAACAGCUGUGCGGCUUGGGACAAUCUCAUGCGCAUUUUUUCGAAAGUCUCCAGGUAACAGGGUCACUUUUUACACCGAAACACCGGCAUGUUGACCCAGCUAAACCAAGCUAUAUAGCUAGGCUAGCACAUUACGCAUUGGUACUAAUUUAAAUGGUGGCUGAAUACAGAUGUGUCUGUACACAGACACCGUACAGCAUCGGGAUAUUUUACUGGACAAACGCACCCGACUGCCUCAAGCAACCCCGCGUACUCUUAUCAACCGCUGUUUGUUAGCUUAGCAUGCUAAACCUUCUGCCAGUGAGAUUAUUGAAUGCCCUCUAUAAAGUCACGGCAGUCCGCUACUGUUUUACUUGCGGUCAGAACAUUGAAAUCAUAUCUUCAUAUAAUCAUUUACAGAAAUGGGAUGGAUAAAGGCCUUUUGUUUUAUGACAAGCCUAUUUUAUGAUCAGAAACCAAGCUUAUUUUAUGAUUUGGAAGCAGUGAGAUACCAGUUUAGCAUGGUUUCAAUACAAAGUCAGUAUCAUGGACCCCGAAGAGUAGUUAAAAAAGUAAUAGCUAAACAAAAUGUUUGUUUGCACUGUUUGCAAAAAUAUAUCAUUUAUUUUGCAUUGUCAACAUUAGUAAAGAAGAUUUUAUCAGUAUGCCCUGAUGUAAAUAUGCCAGAAUUGGCACAAAAGCUAAAUGUCACCUGUUGUCCUCAGGCAGGUGCUUAUCUAAUACAGAAAACUAAUGGUACUAUUGCAAAACAUAUUAAGAGUGUUCACUGAACCACACCCACAAUAACCAAGAAUCAAUUUUACAUUCAAAAUAGAUAUAUUGUUUCCAGUACAAAUGACAGAUCUGCUAAACUGGUUAAAACCUGCAUUACUGUAACAACCACAUCUUUUAUGAGUAUGCCAACUGCUUUAGCUCUCACAGUAUUAUCAGGUUUCUCAAUGGUGUGUUUCAAGGUUAUUUAGGCUUGACAUUUUCAUUAGUUGUUGUUUUUUCUUUUUUGGUUUAUUUUUUCUUCUUAAGGAUCAUAUCACACAGCUUAUGACUGCUUGUUUGUGUAGUGUAGUUUUAUAUUCUGAAAUGCUUUGUUAAAUUUUGGAUUUUAUUCACUUUGGUGUUGGAUUUUUGCACAGAAUACUUGUCAGGGAGGAAAGCUAGAAAAAUACUGUAAAAUAAAAACUCAAAACAUUUCUUUCUUUUUUUUUUUGUUUUCAAAUACUAAAAAAAAUCAACCUCAGCCAUCCACAAAUACAAACCAUAAAGAAUAUGUGUCAAUCAGUGUGCUACUGCUGUGGAAUGAGAUAAAUUGAUCAAAACAAAGUCCAAGUUAUUUUGUUUCUUUUGAUUUUACUUUACUUAUUUUCAUGAACACACAACACAGUUGCAAUUGUUGUUUGUUCAUCAAGUAAAGUCUUCAUUUGUAGUUAUAUUUGAAUCAGUUCAAAUCUUUUUGACAACCUGGUUUUUUAUCUAAAAGAUGGUAACCUUGCUGGCUGUUAAGAUCAACAUACGUACCUCAUACCAGACUUUAACAUGAACAGGUUUUUCAUCAUUCAAACUGUUUGUGACUGGAUGAGAUUGUUAAAUUGAUGGUACUUUUGUGGAAACACGAACAACAUUAUUUUUAUAGAACUUUCCUUUUCCUUGCAAAAAGAGUGAUUUCUAUAGUAUACCGUUAAACCAGAGCCUGUCUGGGCUGUAAUGUCUGUUUGAAUUAGAAUAUGAACAGAGCAGGCCUGGGUCUUUGGCUAACUACAUUUGUCUUUCCCUCCACUGCAGGCUUGUGUCAACCUUGCCUCUCAAAAUGAUCGACCCAGCUGUGCAGAGGGUGGUCAGCGACAUAAUCCGCUCCCCUGAGGACAAACGGGUGUACAGGGGGCUUGAGUUUACCAAUGGCUUGAAGGCCAUUCUCAUAAGUGACCCAACAACAGAUAAAUCUUCUGCUGCUUUGGAUGUCGAAAUAGGUACAAGUCUCUCACCAUCAUUUUAAUGUAGCAAGGAGGAAACUUUUAUUUAGUUGUAUUAAAAUGCAUGAGAAAAAAUAUGUUAAAAGUAUCUAUAAUUUCUGUGUCCUGUGUGAAAUAUUAACAUAAUUUUAUGCACAAGACAAAACUGUGUUUGUUGUCCUCUUCUCUUGCUGAUAUAAAAACAACUUUAGGCAUAAAAACAGAGGAGGGAAACAGUAAGAUUCUCAACACUUACGACUCAUGAAAUUACAUUGACAGUUGUCAUCAUUAGGUCUCUCCAACUGGAAGUUUCUCCUAAAAGUCUGAAUUGUGUAUCCUCUUGGUAGUUUUUCUGGUGUAGUACUACAGAGUUCUCUGUUUGUUGCCACUGUCCAUUAUUUUUCUGUCUUAUCUGCAUAACCAAUCUGACAGACAUUGAAAGUUUGCAUAUCACUCAAAGCAAAGAGCCACAGCUUCAUCCACUCAUUUUCUGCUUCGUCUUGAUUUCACAGGUUCAUUAUCAGACCCAGAAAACAUCUCUGGCCUGGCACACUUUUGCGAACACAUGCUGUUCCUGGGAACAAAGAAGUAUCCCAAGGAGAACGAGUACAGCCAGUUUCUCAGCGAGCAUGCGGGCAGCUCCAAUGCUUUCACCAGUGGAGAGCACACAAACUAUUACUUUGACGUGUCCCAUGAGCACUUGCAAGGAGCGCUAGACAGGUACUUGUUGAUGGGAUUGAAUUUUCUUUGUGUCUAAAACUGUACUAAUUUUAAUGCCAAUUCACCAGCGUUUACAUUUUUUCCUGCUGCAUACACUUUUAUUAGAAAUAGAUAUUUACAAGUCUCUUUAAGGCUGCAGUUCACCAGUGAAGACAGAUGUCAUGGCUCUCCUUGGUACUUGUUUAGUGAUCAGUACACAAUGUGCCCCCUGAGAGUCCAGGUGUUAAUCCAAAUGAGCCGCCAGGUCCUUGUCUGGCAGUAUUUGGUUACCAGACCUUGUGUCCUCCAUUGUCCUUUUUCUAAUGAUCAGUAUAAUUUGCACUCCCCCUAUGGCAGGGUGAGACUGAUGUCUCCAGCUCUGCAGGGGGGCUUGACUCACGUGUCGGAUGCGCUGCUUGAGGGCAGGGUCAGGUAGUGUCGGCUUACCUCCUUAUAAAUGAAUGAUGGUCCAGCAGGCACCUGUUUGUAUAUCGCGAGCUGAUUGCUCCCCUGUGCCGGUGAGCUGUGAAGGCCAUCUGGACUGGAGUGGUGGGAAAGGACAGUGUGUAGUGUGAAAUAUUAAUGAUGUUGCCUUUUUAGAAAAGAAAACAAGGACACUGUGUCCAAAAGGAUCAUUUGUGUCCUUAGCAGACCCUAUGAUCUUUAUAACAGACCUCUUGCUGUAGAUGACUAUAGGACAAGAAGAGCUUACAAUCCUGGAAAAUUACAAUCAGGGAAAAAAAUAUUCUUUACAAGCUGUCCUGGUUGUGACUAUAAACUAAUCAGUGCAAGGGCCAUGGUCUGGUUGUGUUGCCAGAUUCAGCCAGAGACACUUUUAGCCCACUCCAUCAGGGGCUGUAUAAAUCAGCUGCAUAAAGCUUCAGCAGCAACUGAGCUGGGGAGUCGCUUGAAGAGCAACCAAUUGUUGCGUUGUCCUCAUUUGCAUGGCAGUUGCUGCUACUUUGCACCCAUGCAAAUUGAUUCUCAUCAAGUUCUAGCUCAUGCUCUCAGUGUGCCCCAGAAACAAACACCCUACAUUCAUCUUAGAACAGCAAAGACGCGAAUAUUUAAAUGUUGUUAUGUAUCCAAACAAGACUUGUUAUUACUCAUCCAAACAAGAAUUCCUUGAUACUCAACUGUACUCUUGAAUGUUUGCCUCACUGUAGGUUUGCCCAGUUCUUUCUGUGCCCUCUGUUUGAUGAGAGCUGUAAAGACCGGGAGGUGAACGCAGUGGACUCUGAACAUGAGAAGAACCUGAUGAAUGACGCCUGGAGGCUGUUUCAGCUUGAGAAGGCGACCGGCAAUCCUGACCAUCCUUUCAGCAAAUUUGGAACAGGUACAAAGUCUGCAGAAGUUGUAAAAAUACACGUCCAUAUGAUACAGUUAGACAAACUGCAGUCUUUAGCUUAUCAAUCUUUUACUAAGGAGACAAUAAAGACAACUUCAGUACUCUUAACUUCACCGGAUAACCACACAAAAGUAUCCUGUACAUGGUUGUUUGUUUCAUUGUCUAUAUUAUGGACCAGUCUGCAUAAAUAUGACUUAUUAGCAUGUGGAAAAUAGACAUAAUCGUUUCUCAUAAUUGUGUCCAAAUAAGUAGAAGAUGAAAGCUUACAUGGCUCGGCAUUGAUGGGUUAUGCUGAUAAAGGCUACAGCUUUCAAAAAGACUGUGGUGUUUUAAAGCCUUAACCCAUUAAAACCACCACAUAUUUUCAACUAUUGCGGCUUUGAUCGGUGACGUUAACAGCUAUUAAACAUAUCCAUCAACAUCGACUGCUGUGACAUUUCCUCAUUGCGAGUGAAAGCAUCUUAAUGCCUGUAAGUAGUUUACUCUCUGUGAAUUCCCAGAUCAGAUUGACAGACUUGGAGCAGCUCCCAGCUCAGAAUAGCCACCUGAUGGCAGUCUUGAAUUUUCUAAUCUUGAUUCCAGUUAAGAGUAGAAGAGGAUCAGCCAGGCCUGAAAGUCGUGAACUCUUAGUGAACCAACAUAAUCUUUUUUAAUCUGUUGAGAUUGUUGUAGCGUUUGUUGCCUUGUUUUCAGUGUCUCAACCACCAGUCCUUGACUUACUCCAGAAGUUUUUAACAUAGCCUGCGGUAGUUUGUGAAAUAUGACUGACAGACAGCUUGUUAAUACAUCUUACACACUCUUGUCACUUAGCCAUCAUACACUGAUUGAAGAACACUCUCUUGUGUUGCAGUGCUGUGAAUAUUUAUGACCAUGCUGAGGUUUACGUUGCAACUGCAGCCGAAAGAGAGAGUCAUUGUUCUAGGUAGUGCAGUGCUUAUUAUUGCUCUAUUGAUAUAUCGAUACACUCUUAAGCUUAUAGUUGUGGAUUUGUUGAUUCUAACUGCUGUUGUAAUAGUAUUUUGCGACUGUGGAGGACAAUUUCCCUUCAUGUAAACUUCUUUUUUCUGUCUGGUACGUGGUGUAAAUGUUUAACCUCUCUUGUUUAAUGCAGGUCUUCUGAUGCCUUCUUUUGUUUAAGGGUUAAAAGGUCUAAAAAUUGCUCAAUCCAAAUCUAGUCUUUUAUUUAGGAGUUUCAGAAGGACUUUAGGGAGAUUAUAUUGAAGAAUUCUGUGUUAUUCUUUUGUAGGUAAUAAACUGACCCUUGAGACCAGACCCUCUAAAGAAGGCAUCGACAUCCGCCAGGAGCUCCUGAAAUUUCACUCUACGUACUACUCCUCUAACCUGAUGGGGCUGUGUGUGUUAGGAAGAGGUAACGUGAUGCUUUGAAUGUCAAAACAACUCGAACAGGUUAAGGCCUUAGACAGUAUGGAUGGAGGAACUUCAUUAUGGCUACUGAAAUGCAAUGUGAGGGAGACUGACAAUAACUUUAGUGACUAAUUUGUGACUGAAUUCUUUCUGAUAUUUGAUACAACAGAUCCUCAGUUUCAAACAGAGGUUAAAAGAGUCAGCCCUCUUAUCUCUAUCCCUCAAAAAUCAUCAGUACUCAGUGAAAUGACAGCUGUUUGCCUCAGAAGUUGUAGAUUGUAAUGUUGGCCAGCCUGCUUAUUAAAUCAGGAGUUUGAUUAGUGCCCUGUCUUUAUUACUUUGUGGUAAUAAUAACCUGGUUUUGUUGUUUCUGAUAGACGAAGGAAGGAGAUACCACCCUCAAGAAUCUUGAAAUGACGAAUCUCUCUUAUGGCUUCAUAGAAAGAAUAGAAAACUUUACUGACCUGCUCAACAGUUUUCAAGACUCUGAUUGGACAAUCACUGUUUAGUGAAAGGUCAAUUGUAGAGGAGCAGUUUGACAGUACAGACGAGAAUACCCAGACCUGAUUUAUGGCUCCUAGCAGGUCUGAACUGUUUUUUAAAUGCUGAAUUUGACACCUUUUUUUGGUUGAGAUUUGACAGGAAUAAAACGUGGGGGCAGUAUUUAAUCCAAGCCUUGCAAAUUCUCAGAACAGGCUACAGAGAAUGUGGUCAACACAUUCAGGGAUUAUUCUAACAUCUGUGCAUCUCGUGUUUUGAUUCUUUACCAGGGUUUAGAGUAGACAGUCAACGUUGUAACGUCAUAUAUAUGUAUGAAAAUACAGAUCAACAUGAUAGGUCUCCUUUAACUUUGAUGUAACUUAGCCUUUUUUUACUGUCAGUAAAAUCUUAUAAAUAUUUUGAAUUCGUUUAACUCAACUUUUUCUCUUUUUGCCCACAGAAUCAUUAGACGAGCUGACCUCGAUGGUGGUGAAGCUGUUCGGAGAAGUAGAGAACAAGAAUGUGCCUGUCCCAGAGUUCCCUGAGCAUCCCUUCCAGGAAGAACACCUCAGAGUUAGCCACUUACUUAUCUCACAAACGUUUCCCACCCUGCAUCCUUAAACAGAAAUAUACGAGCAGUGACUUUAAUUAAAUGAACUUUUUGGUGGCAGUCUUCAGGAACAAGCUAAAGAAACUUUUUUUUCACACUCCUUAUCUAUAAAAAAAGAAUUUCUCUUUGACUUUUCUUAACCAGCAAGCAGCACUAAAGUUUUUCUGUGUGUCGUUUUGUGUGUCGUGUUGCAGCAAUUCUACAAAGUGGUGCCCAUCAAAGACAUCAGGAACCUGUAUGUGACUUUCCCCAUCCCUGACCUACAGAAGUACUACAAAUCUAACCCAGGACAUUAUCUAGGACAUCUGAUUGGUCAUGAAGGGCCAGGAAGUUUGCUAUCAGAGCUCAAAUCUAAAGGUAGCACAGCCGUAAUCAAACACAUCCACACACAGGUGUCUAUUAUUUGACCUUGAUAUUACAAGACAGCUGCAUUUCAAACUCAGUGAAAUUGAUGAUGGUUGUUUCCUAGGCUGGGUGAACACACUUGUGGGAGGGCAAAAAGAAGGAGCUCGAGGAUUCAUGUUCUUCAUCAUCAAUGUGGAUUUGACUGAGGAGGGCUUAUGUAAGUAGUUUAAAACGAUUACACUCAUUUGUUUGCCGUUGACUGAUAUGCUUUUGUGUGUGCGAGGAAAUGAACAAUAAAGCACGCUCACUAAGGCUCUUAUCACUGCAGUGCACGUAGAGGACAUCAUCUUCCACAUGUUUCAGUAUAUCCAGAAGCUGCGCACUGAAGGGCCUCAGGAGUGGGUGUUUGAGGAGUGCAAGGUAAUUAAUGUUGUCUGUUCAGACAGAGGGGAAAGAUAAACCUGACCCACUUAUGUCUGCCCGGUAGAGAAACUAAUAGAGAAACAUAGGCAUUGACAGCAGAGGCGGAUGGGUUCAAACCUGUCAGCUAUUUUCAUCAAUUUUGUCUGCUGUGCUGAAUGUAUGCGUGACAACUAAGGCUGGACCGCAGAAGAUAGACUUUUACAGAGUAGCACAGCAUCUCUAUCUGUACUGAAACAUUCAAUCCCAGGCAGAUGAAUGUGCAGAUUAAUUUUGUGCUCUUUUCCUCUCUAUCAUCCGUGUGACUGUUACGUGUCUCUGCCUGUCUCCAUAGGAUUUGAACAAAGUGGCCUUCCGAUUCAAGGACAAGGAACGACCCCGCGGCUACACAUCCAAAGUGGCUGGUUUACUACACGUAAGUCCCCCCCUUUCCAUCCGCAAAGGUUGUUACCAGGGAGACCCGAUGCAGCUCAUUGCGUCCGUACCUGCUGUCGUCAUCGGGCUGUCUGCUGCUCCCGUUGGCUCUGGAUUUAGAGUGUGGAGAAUCUGCAGAGGGACAAUCAAAAAUAGGCUAGACUUUUAUUUUUAUCACAGCUCCUCGGUGACUAUCAGCACAGCUCACAAACAGAAAAACCUCACAAGAACUUAUGGUCACUGCUGCACCAAUUACAGGAUUCUUUUAGACGUGCUUUGGAUUGUACAUAAUUGUCCUUUCAUCGUGUCAUGCUAUCCUCUCGAGGAGGAGCAGCCUUUGGUAUUUUCUUUAUACACAUAUUUACAGUUGGCUUGUAAAAAUAAAGUAGUUUAUAAGAGAUCAGUGCUCUACCUAUGUGUGUCAUACUGUCAGGGGCAGUUAGAGACAUAUUUCAACCUUGAAAGUAAAUGAACGGAUGAAGUAAUUAGACGCAAAGUCUGUGCCACAUGUGUUUUAUAUCAUAUAUAUAUAUAUCAGUAAGUAGAAUACUGACAGCCUCCUUUUUUGUGUGUUUCAGUACUACCCCAUUGAAGAGGUUCUAGCUGCAGAGUACCUUCUAGAAGACUUCAGGCCAGACCUGAUAGAGAUGGUGCUGGACAAGCUGAGACCAGAACAUGUCAGGUCAGUAUGAGAACUUCAGUCUGCAUUGUGUUUAGAAAUAUUCAUCAAACUUUUAUAUACUUGGUUGCAUCCUUCUUUUCCCCUUGAUAUAAGGUCAAGUAUAUGAUCUUACAAACUCUGAAAAGUAUGUUUAGUUUUGUUCAUUCCUCUUGGGUUGAUCAGGACUAAACUUAAAACGGUUCACAAUGAUUUAAAACUGUGUUUCUGAUACUAACACUAGGAUAAAAGCAAAUCAUUUCCCAGGUGGGAAUUUCUGUAAUUAUGAUGCUACUCAUUUGUGUGAUCUAUAAAUAGGUGAAUGCUCAGCCUCAUAUACGCAUAAGAAUGUUUGUGUUCGUGCUGAUGAAAAACAAAAAUCAUGAUAUUUAAUCGACUUAAUCUGCUCGACAUUCAUACCGGGUAUAUUUUCCAGAUAAUCGUGUGGAGGACAGUGUGUCCUGAUGAUCCAUGCUCCUUUUGCGUGUUAGCUGUGACAGUGUGAUGAGACAUCAUUUCAAGGAGGAAAGCCAGACGCUUUCUCAAACAUGAUUACCUCUGCAGCCUCUGAGCUUCAGUUUAUGUGAUCAGGAAUACAUUAUAAAGUUUUGCAGCUUGAAUUGGAGAUGCCGGUUCCCUCAACGGAUAUUUGCAUAAUAAAAUCAGCCGACAUAAACUGCUUUUGAAACUGACUUAUGUUUGCUCUAUGCUGUGAGAAGAUAUUGGCUGUGGGCAUGAAGCACUUUGACACCUCAGUGGUGAUUUUACUUUGUGUGGUAACUGGGAACCUUUUAAGGACUUGUGAAAGUUCCACUGCUGGGAUCAGGGUCUGAAUGGAGUUUGUAGGAUGUAGUUUUUGUUCCUGCUCUAGAGGUGGUACUUUCUUAAGGUGCAGCAUAUUAAGAUGCAGGUACCAAGGGCAAGUUUUCUGGGAGUCUUAGCUGUGAACAGUUUGUGUGGGUAGAGUCCUUUUGUGAUUUUUGUGUUAUAAUUAGACAUAAGGCAUCAUUGUUGCGUUGCAAACAAGUAAAACAGCUGUGUCAUGUAAGUGGAUAAUCAGCUUGAUCUUCACAGAGCUUCAAACAAUGACACAACUACAGUCAUCUUGACUAAGCGGACCUUUAAAUCCCUUCAGACAGUUUGCUACUUGAAGUAGAAUUCAAAGUUCUUAGUUGUAGGUGGGUGAAAACUUGAUUUUUAAUUGUUUUUUGGCAGCUGUUAUAACAUCAAAUGACGACUUUAGAAAAGUCAUGUCUAUCCAUUUACGCACAUCAAGCUUUUAAAAGUUUUUCAUUGAUGGAUAACCUCUUGUGUGACUUAAUAAACUCCUAAAAGAGAGCGAAAUCUUGGCGCUCCACUCCGAGCCUUAGUUUUGCCUUGUGUAGCUCUAACACAGCUUUUAUUUGAAACUACAUAUGUCAAGAAAGGUGCAGAUUUGUAACUGGUCUGUUCCUUAAUGCCUACCAUAGAGGAGAUUGCAUGCACUCAUUGGCUGACCCUGACUGUUUCAGUGCCAGUGUCCUCCUCUGCUGAAGUGGGUGUUUAACCUUGAAGCCUCUGCCAACGCUGCUUUGAAUUCAUGACGGUGUUUCAGUGCGUGUCGGUCUCUUUUCAGCUGCCGUGAAUGAAGUUACUGAGAGUGAGGUUGCAUCAUGACAGUGCCAGUGUGUGUUAUUUGUGUUACUUUUGUAUUAUUUUUAUUUUGCGUAAAAGAUACGUCACCGCUCCUUCAUAGCACUCCUCUUCCUUUAUUUGUCAUCUUUCUUUUUACGUCCACAAUAGAUGGUUACAUGUUGUCAUUUCUAGGAGGGAUAAUUGACGUAGUCUGUAUAUGUAACACUUAAUGCAUGGAGGUGUAAUGGCAGAGCAAAGCCAUUCAGCCUCUGAUCCUUCCUCAGAGGUAGCAACAAAGGUGGAAUGGGCAGAAAAACGGCAGAUGAGUCGUGACAGUGCCUGGGUCUGCAGUGACAUAAUGCAGUGUUUAAUUACACACUGGGACACCGAUGUGAUGCCAUUAAGUACAAAGGUGUGGUGAUGGUGGAGCUGUGUCACAGUGUCCCAGUAUGUAAGAGCCUCCUGUUUUUUACUUCAGACUUUGUUUCAUAUUUGUCUGUUUUCUCUUCUAUUUAUAUCCUCUCGAGUUUACUGCUCCUGCUCCUAUUACUGGGCUUAAUUUAUUUGUGCAGCAAAAAAACUCCCAAAUACCAUCCAUCUGCUAAAUGAAUAAUUGUUCUCCAGGUAACAGGAGGUACUGUUUUUUUUUUUUUUUUUGCAACUAUCUCACAGUAAGAAAUACUUUCAUUAUAAUCCCACAUAUUAUCUGUGCGUCCAAAAUAACGUAUUACUUUUUCCUCAGUUUUCUAAAACUAUUUCUAUUGAACUGAAGCAGCCUGAGCUCCCCCCAUAGCCUGACCGCAGUAUAGGUCAAGACCCCAAAAUUCUAAUACACACCAAAUAUUAAUAUUUAUCAUAAUACCAAAUCAGGAUUUCUGUCAUUUGUUAACUCAAGAGCUCAUUUUCUGAGAAUGUUUGUUUAAUAAGAUAUUUUAAUGUGAAAAGAGAAAAUGGAUUGGCAGCUGUGAUGACAAAUUUCGGCUCUUUCACUGCAGUAUUCUCUAAUGUGUGAAACAGAGUAGAGUAAGAACAAAACUACACUCUUAACUGUUCUAUUACCAGCACAAGAAUUUGUUCUGUUGUUGGACUGUAGUAACCUAAAGGUUUUUGAGAUUUCAUUGGGGAGUUUAAUGAGUGUUUUAGUUCGUGGAAAGGGAAACAUCAGUAAACAUGUUGGCACCUAUUGAGUCAGCCCAUUGUCUGUCCUACAUCCAGUCAGUGAUGUUGACCAAGAUAAAUGACUCCAAAGGAAAUUGGGGGUUUGGCUUUUUGCCGUAAAAAAUGAAAAAGCUACUAUUACUCAUUUGUGAAGUGUGGAGGUACCAGUUCAGUGUUCUCUAAAUGCAGCUCCCUGAUAGUGUUCGGCUCAUCAAACAUGUCAGUGGAUUUCCUUUUCCUUAAAUAUGAUCCUGAUGCUGCACUAAUAAAAAGGCAUGCACAUAUCAUAGAGUAUCUUGUUCAUUCUGACGUGUAAUCUGACCCUGCUUUUUUUCCCCUAUUUCCAGAGUUGCAGUGGUGUCAAAAUCAUUUGAAGGGCAAACGGACAAGACAGAGGAGUGGUACGGCACGCAGUACAAACAGGAGGCCAUCUCCGAAGAGACCCUUCAGGUGAGUCACUGCUGUCACAGUGCUCCUGUCAUUUCAACAAAAAUAUAGUCUGAGUUUCUUCUGCUUCUUCGAAGAGAUUGUGCGACCACUUCUUUCUGUUGUCUGUGUUUUAGAAAUGGGCAAGUGCGGACCUCAACGGGAAGUUCAAAUUACCCAUGAGAAAUGAGUUCAUCCCCACUAACUUUGAGAUCUACCCUCUUGAGAAAGACUCUCCAUCAGUCCCCGCUUUAAUCAAGGCAAGUGUUGGUGCUGAAGAGCUCUGUGAUCAGCAUACCGUGUCCUUCAUAACCUCACUGCUUAACUGCAUAUCGUUAAAAAAUCUCAGUCCUGCUUUCAUAUGUUAAUAAGGUAAUUGUGACUGAAACAUAAAGGUUUCGGUUUUGUUUUUGCCAUCAUGUUAGGAUCAGAGAAUAGAAGCUUUUAAUAACAGCACAUAUAUCUCGUUCCCUGAAGGAAGGACUGAAUAGACGACACUGUGCUUUUUUUGUUUUUAAUUAGAGACCUAAUCCAAAGAAACAAAAGCCUCUGCUUUGGCUUAGAUUUCCAGGGACUGCAGACGAUUAUCUUUAAACAGAAUGGACUCUUAUAAUUAUGAAAAUGAAAUCCCCCUCUCUGUGUGUGUGUGUGUGUGUUUUUCUAGGACACUGCAAUGAGUAAGGUGUGGUUCAAACAGGACGACAAGUUUUUCCUGCCAAAGGCAUGCCUGAACUUUGAGUUCUUCAGGUGAGUCACUCAGAUUUGAGCGUUUGGACACUCAUUGUAACCUUGUCAGUUUACCCCCAGCUGAGUGCUCAGAGCUCAUUAGCUCUCAGAUUUUCUUUAAUUCAAAACGCUACCUAGAGGUAAUAUUACUGGUAAAGUUUUUAAGCUUUUGGUAAUUGUUUGAGGCCAUGUCAAUAAUCCCCCUGGCUGUUUUACAUAAACAAAACAAUUAAAAGUUUCACAGUAGCUGGAGGAAAUAUUAACUGCAGCUUAACUUUACAACACUGAAAGCAAUUAAGACCUAGUCAGAAAAGAUUAUGGUUCUCCCCUCGCUGCUCUGCCUCUAAGGAGAAAAAUAAAGGUUUGUUUAAUAUUUUGUUGUUUUCAUAUCUUUAACCAGAAUGGAAAAUAGGCGUGGAAGUGUGUAAUUGCUGGCUUAGCUGUCAGUGCUUUUUAAUUUUGUUUUAAAUCAAAUAAAUGGAUAUUGCAGCCUAAUGUGAAAAGACAACUUAGUGGUAGGUGUCAGCAUGUAUAUCAAGCAGCCUUUCACUGCAAAUCCUCACUUUAUAUUAGACACUUGACUUUUUAAAGGAAGUAGAGUGAACUUACUGUCAGGAAACACGACGAGCACGUUCAGGUUAAGAUAAGAGACAUCACUAGGUCUAAAGUGGAUCUGAAAUCAACACAAACUGUUCUGGACAAUAGUCUCAGGGUUCCCACACAGUUGGAAUUUCCAUACUUUUCCAUAUCUGAAUUUUUAGAAUUAUUUUUGGAAAACCUAUUUUUCUAUUUUAGAAAACUUUGAUAAUAGUCUGGAAACAUAAAUAUUCCUCCAAAAUUUAUUUUUUAUUUUCCAUACUUUUUAAGAACCCUGUAGUCUAUCAUGGUAAAUGGCAGUAAUAAUCUCAUGUUUGAGAUCCUGAAUUUGGGUUUUCAUGAGUUUUGUAAGUUACAUUCAUCAAAAUGAAAAGAAAUAAAUCAACUUUAUAAGUUGCACCUGUAAUUUCACUCACAAUCAAAAAUUGUUUUCCUGACAGAGGCCUCAAAUAAAGUGAGAUGUUCUGGUUCUGUUUGUUUUGCCUGUAGUCAACAGUUGUCUCACUGAGAUGGUAUUUAGACAGUAUUCUGUCAAUUAAAACUGUAGUUGUUUGAUGGUAACAAGUAAAACAAACCUGCUUGGCCAUGCUCCUAACAUAAUAAGUUGUAGAUUAACUUUGUUGUAUUACUUUUGUCUCUGUGAGAAAGUAUAGAGACCGACGUCUCUGUGAUGUUUGACCACUGCCAUUUUCUCUGCAGCCCUUUUGCUUAUGUGGACCCAUUGCAUUGUAACAUGGCAUAUUUAUACCUGGAGCUCCUCAAGGACUCCCUCAACGAGUAUGCAUAUGCAGCCGAGCUAGCUGGCUUGAACUAUGACCUCCAAAAUACCGUCUAUGGGAUGUAUGUAAGUAUCCAAAAUCCCUCCCCUGUUGCCCUCAUGCUGCAUCCCAGUCAGACCUUAUAGUGCCAACCUUUAUCAUCCUCAGACAGGACUGCUGAGACUAAGCCAGGCCUGGGCUGACAAGUGACUAUGAGCCAUCUGUAGUACCAGACUUAAAGACGCAGCUGUAGUCUUUUGCUCAUGUUCAGAAAAUGCAAAGUGGAUUGUUCUAGAUUUAUUUUUUUAUGUUUAUGAACAAAACAAAACAAAAAAAAAACAUAAAGAAGAAACUCUGACCCAGACCUGGCCUGUCCAGCCUCUGUUCUGUCUGAAUCUUCCUCCUCAUUUUUCAUCAACCUUUUUUCUGUUUCGCUCACCCACCGCCCUGCAAAACCUUUCCUGCCACUCAGGAGGUGUUUUAUUUUUUUCACAUUCUCAAGCAGACCAAACCAUUGCCAUGUCUGUCUUGCCCACCUGUAGCUAUCAAAGGUGAGGUGACUUGGAGUUAACAAUUUAAAGGGUCAUCUAGCUGUGUUGACCGUGUUUACGUGAAAGAAAGCUGGUCAGGAGGCUGCAUAUACAUACUCUUCUUAACGUUCUUCUUAUUCCUGUGUUGUCUGUUUAUUUUUCUUCCAUUUUUCCCAACAAACAUGUAUUUUUGUUUUUGUUCUUUUUUUUUUCCUCCCAUCAGUCGCUACCUAUACGCAGACCCCCUGCACUGCAACAUGACCUACUUGUUGCUCAGAUUACUGAAGGAUGAUUUAAAAGAGUAUACAUAUGCAGCCCGCCUGGCCGGGCUGGUGUAUGGCGUAGCCUCGGGGAUGAAUGCCAUCCUCGUAAGUAAGCCGUGUGGAGUGUGAGGGGAAGCGGGCCUGCUGAUACAGGGUAGACUUUGAAGCUGUGACAGUGUGUGAAAAUGGCAAAGUUUUUCCUCUGUGCCCUUACUGAUAAUGUAAAGUGCUGCGUUUCAGCAGUUAGUCUUAUGUAUAGGAAUUUCUGCUUGCUUGUUUUUCUAGCAAACAUUUUGAUAAUGUGUUUUUGGACCUAUGGUUUAAACAGUGGUUCUCAAGUCCGGCUCCAACACACCUGAUUCAAAUGAUCAGCUCGUUAUCAAGCUCUGUAAUGGCUUACUAACGAACUAAUCAUUUGAACCAGGUGUGUUAGCCAUUCCAGAGCUUGAUAACGAGCUGAUCAUUUGAAUCAGGUGUGUUGGAGCAGGGAAACAUCCAAAACGUGCAGGACAGUGGGCCUCGAGGACUGGACUUGAGAACCACUGGUUUAAAAGAUUUACCAUAAGGAACACCCAGUUAGGCUUCACUUAGCUCAUGAAUACAUUAUUGUCAAUCACUUGAAUGCAUGUGUGUCUGCACAGUUAAGCUACCUGAAAGUGAAACUGCUUUGCGGUGGUGGUGGUGGUGUUUUUUUUCUUUCCUCUGACCUUUCAAGCUUCCUAACUUCUGCACUAAAACUCUGCAUCCUUUGUGAUAUGAUCCAGUAACCUGCCUUCAUUAGCUGCUCCUUCACGGUGUCUUCAUGAUUAAAAAAGAUAUUCAUCACGCUGUCUGUGUAGCCGCCUGCUGCGCUGUAUGUAAUGGACACGAGUCAGCAUUGUGUGUACGUCAAGGUUAAUCAUGUUAGGAGAGUUUUUAGCACAGGGAGUGGGGAGGACCGGGAUGUGUGCGGGGCUGUUGCCAUGUUAGCUGGAGGUUCUGCUGAAUCAUGAAGGGCGUAUAGUGUGGAUGACUCUGCAAAAUGGAGGCUUUAAAUAACCUUGGCUGUUCUUUUCCACUUUGAAAAACAGUCAUUUGCAUCACCCUUAUCAUCAUCAGAUACUCAGAACUGCUGUGACUCUCAGGGAGACUACAUUGAAAUCUGUUUUCACUACAGGAAAUGAGUGAUGUGUCCUCUUAUGGAUUAGCUAUUUUCACCCUGUAGUCAAUUCUUCAUUUUUACUCCUUUUUAUAUGUUGAAGGAAAAACCUCAUCUUUUAAAAGUUUGUUUGCUUUUUCAUGGAAGCAAGAAAUGUGGUACACUUAUACUAUUAGGGUCUAAACAUUUUUAAAAAUAGAUUUAUUCCAGCUGUGUCUUUGGUGGCCAUUUAGUUUUUGUCACACAACCAAAUUAUGUGUUUUACUCAUAGUGCUUAAACCUUCUUUUAAACAUUAGCUGGUAAGCAAGUUCUGUCAGUCACAACCAUAUACUCUUGGCAGUUAUAGGGUUAAUAAAAAGGAUUUAGCUUUUGCAGCACGGGCUCAACAUGUUUGCAACAGGAUUGAUACAAUGAAAUCUGAGCUCAUGAUACCGUGAUGUCCCUGCAAUGUCACAAAGUCCAUCUCUGCCUGGAAAAGAAGAGACAAACAGACAAUACUAAAGCUCAAAAGUUUGAAUUGUGCUCGAGUGAGCUGCAGUGCUUCACAUUAGAGUGUUGAAGUUUCUGUUAAAAGUGAAAUGUAGUGUAACUGAUAAUUUUUGAAGUUCCCAGCUCUAAAAACCCCGUAGAUCAUUAAAAGUGAGAAAGUCAGUAGUAGUAUCCAGCCACUAAAUGUGUCUGCUGAUGCUCUGUUUGUGCAGAUGAAAGAAAUAAAUACCAGAGAUUUCAGAAACUUGCACAGAAGUAUAAAUAUUUAAUGCAGCACAUCUGAACAAGAGAAGCUUGAUUUCACAACACAAGAGCUUCUCUGGUUUUUAUUUCAAUAAUUCUAGACUUAAACUAUGAAUGGCAGGGAGGUGGUGCUCCAGAUCAUUGCUGAAAGAGCUACCUUAAGUUUUUCAUGCCACCAGAUGUCACUGUACUUGAUGAGUUCAAAGCUUCAAAACUUGAAAUCUUCUUGGUACAAAUGGAAAAGAAAUCCCUGAGCCUUAUAAGGCUUCUCCACGUUUCACUAUUUCACAGUUUACUAACUUAUUUAUGCUAUCAUUUUGAUUGAUAUCAACAUUUUUAUUAUAUAUUUAGUUAGUAAUAAUGAGAGUGCUUAUGGCCAUAAACACUCUGAAAAAACACAGACAUUUGCUUCUCAGAGCCCCGUUUUAAUAUAGAGUAAAUGAUCUGUAAACAUCUUACUGUUGUGAUGCCUUCAAUUAAACAAGUGUCUAUUUUAUAUUAGACUAAAAAGCCCUUCAUAGACCUGAAUUUAGUUAUUCUUGUGUUUUAUUUUCAUGCACACACACAAAUGCUUUAAAGAAAAAAAGAUGGUCACUUGAAUUAGCUUUAAAAAACAUAGAAAAAAACAUAAGAAUUUAUUGGCAGAAAUGUUUAAGCACCCUGGGAGAAGGUAAAAGGACUGACUAUAUUUUCAACAUUUAAAAAAUAAAUUGCAUUUAUAUUUGCUCUAUUUUAAAACAUUGUCAGUGCCCCAAAUGUUCCAUGUGUACCACUUUUCCUCUUCUCUGAAAAGGUGAGGAUUUUGCCAUACAUUUGGUAUAUAUCACCUGUCAGACAGACAUGUCUUAGCUUUCAUUUGGUCAUACUUGGAAACAUUAUAAAAAAUGUCCUAACCUUUAAAUGAGCAAAUGAAACUGUAGUGUGAGAUAUGAACCGCUGAUCCCCGUCUGAUCUGUCUGUCUGUUUGUUUGUUUGUUGGUGACGUUCCUCCUGUCCUCUGUCGCUGUCUGCUGCAGCUGUCUGUUAAAGGUUACAAUGACAAACAGCACAUCCUGCUGAAGAAGAUCAUCGAGAAGAUGGCCACCUUUGAGAUCGAUGAGAAGCGCUUUGACAUCAUCAAAGAGGCGGUAAGCCCUGACCGCGACUCCAUCAUCGCCUAUAAAGUCAUAAUGAGUCACGAAUCCAUCAAGGGAUGACUUUUAAGUUUAUUGAACAGCUAACCUUUACACCUGGGUGUUCAUAUCUUAUUUUACUUUGCCACACAACAAACAAGAAAGUGAAGAGCAGUAGAUGUAGCAUCACACUGGACAGUUUUCCUUGACAUUCAGGUCAUUAAGUGCUGAUCUCCUCCUUUUCUCUGCAGUACAUGAGGUCUUUGAAUAACUUCAGAGCCGAGCAGCCUCACCAGCACGCCAUGUACUACCUCCGCCUACUGAUGACAGAGGUUGCUUGGACCAAAGAUGAGCUCAGAGAGGCUCUGGAUGGUGAGAUGCAGCCUUUAGAUCACCCUUUUUCCUUUUUUGUUUUAACCGCUGUCUCAAAGUCCCAGCUCCGGUGCUCAGUUGGCCCUUCACUACUGGGGGCCAAACCGAGCUUCCUGAAACAAAGACAUGCAAGAGCUUCAUCAGGGAAUGAACGGAGCAUGUGAACUUGAGCUUUAUAGUGUAGUGGUAGGCACAGAGUCAGGUGAUAUCAGAUGAUCGAGGUUAUGGUUAUUCAUGCCAGGGCUGUCAACGAAUAUUCUAAAUUCGAAUAUAUAUUCCAAUAUAAAAAAAAAACAACAACAUUCAAAUGUGAAAAUUACUAAUCGAAUAUUAAAUAAAAAGCAGGAAAAAAAACUGGGAGUGAGAAAAAUGAAGAAAAAUAAACAGCAGCUGCUUUGCGAGUGAGCGCACUGUAACGAUGAGUCAGGGACAGGUCACAGGAGCUGCAGUGAGACUCAACUCAACUCAACUUUAUUUGUAAAGCACUUUAAAACAACCACAGCUGAACAAAGUGCUGUACAUAAAUAGACAAAACAACGCAGACAUAAAAAGCAAUGAUAACAAUGGAUAAAAUAAAAGCAGAUAUUAAAAAGUAAAAUAUAGUUUCAAUGUUUUAAAAAACUAAUUUAAAAACAAUAGAAACAAAUAACUAAAAACAAAACAUAAAACACUAAAACAGGAGCCGAGUCUCAUGCAGGGUUGAAAGCCAAUGGAUAAAAUAACAGUUAAGAACCGUCCUAGGCACAUGCAGAGAGAGAUGGAGGGAUGUUCAGAGCCAAACUCGGAGAGAGUGGUCUGGACUCCAACGAAUUUUAGAAGCUGUGUUUGGAAAUUUUUCAGAUUUUGGGCAGACAUGGUAUACAGAAUGCUGAGCGAGAUAAAGUUAAGCUGUGUUAGCUAGAAUUAGCUCAUCAUCCACUGAAUGAAGCCUGUCUAUACGGACAAGAGUUGGGGGGCUUUAAUGGCUUGCACAAGUUAGAGGUGUGCAAACCUAUGUGUUAUUUUUAGAGCGAAUAUUCAAACAUCAUUUUGGAGCAAUUUUGACAGCCCUAAUUCAUGCUGUGUUGAUUAAAUUUAGUUCUAUCAUAAUAAAUAUUAAAAAAGAAGCAGAUAAAGAUUCUUUUCGUUUUUAUUCUUUCCAAAAUUUAAAAUGAAGACGAAUCAUCUGCAGAGAUAUCUAUCCUCCCUUCCAGAACAAAUGUACAGUUAUAAAAACUUCAGAUUAAUGUUCUCUCAUUACACUUUGGCAGAUACACAAUGUCAUGUAAGGAGGCUAAUAGUCAGGCUGUCUCCAUGAUGAAUAUAAUUUAACUCAUGUUACCGUUUUUCAGAUUCACCUUUUGACAUGAGUUCAGUAUAGUUGACGUUUGGACCCUUGGGUUUCUCCUAAAAAAGAAAUCUACUUUCUCUUCGUGUAGCCUGUACCAUACUGUGCAGAGGAGAAUGAAGCCUCAGUUGGUUUUUAGCCGACUUAACAAGCUGAUUGGUUCCACGGACUGCUCUGUCCACCCAGAUCAAGAAAAAUGUCUGAGGUUUAUCACUGUGAUCAACAUUGUUAUCAGCUGCUGUGUUGGCAGUAUUGGCUGUGAUCAAGACAAACUCUUCCUCAGACUUUGAUUGAGUGAGUUAAACUUUGGCUCUGUGUUGAGCUGUGAAAUGUUGCGAUAUUUUUUAUCUGAAGGAAGAAACAUAACAAGGAUGACAGUAUUUUACAGUUCCAAACCCAACUUUUAGAAGUUUUUUCGGAGUUUGGCUGACACAGUUGAUAGAUGGCUGAUCUUUUCUUCACUUGUGUUUUUCUCCUUAUUUGAAUGCUGAGGCCGUUCUCCCCCUCUGGCUGCAGUCUUUCCUCUCACCGCAGUGCCAGUCUGGAACCUGAAGGGCAGAUAGUUGUAUUUUUACCGCAGCGCUUACACCGACUAUCCUCAGGUUCACAUGAGACUCAAUUAACCUGAAGAGUAAAAGCCUUUAGCCAGGUCACCAGGGCCUCCAAUUACCACGGCUGCUCCCUUAUCGGUGUCCUCACCCCCCUGCUGUCCCCUGUCUGGGCUCCACCGCACAAUUUUGUCUCAGAGUGUGUAUGUGUGUGUGGUGUGUGUUGUUGGCACUGUGGACAAACAAUCAUUUAUAUAAAGUGAGUGUGUGUCCCUGUAGUAGCUCAUCCUUGAAUCUGGGUCAGACGUUGCUUGAAUUCAGAUUGGCCAGCCCACGUUAAGACAGACUGGAUUUUUGUGUUACUGAAUGUGAGAGUGUGUGUUUGACCAGGCUGGUGUUAGUGCUGGGUAAUAAAAUGUCCUGAAAAAGGGACUAAAAUAGGUAGGUGUAACAAAGUAAAAGCCCUCUGCAGAAGAAAAUUAUGAAGUGGGAAGUACAAAGAAGGUAAAAUUCAACUUUUGUUGUCCUUUUAAAGAAGGGGAGAUUGUUGAUGAUCCACAAUAAGUAACAUGAAGUUCAGUAUAUAUUGUUAUGAGCUGCAGCUUCAGUGGUCUGUGUUCAACAGACGGCAUAAGAGAAACAGGAUUUCAUCACCAGGAUCAUUUUUUUGUAGAAGAUCUCUCUGUAUAAUUCAGUUACACUCAAAACAAAUACUUUUGUUUUUUUAUGUGGGGUUGCAUGAGCUGCUUCUCAAUAGUUUAUGAAGGUCAUUCAUCUGUUCAUUUCUUCUUAUUUUGACGUAAUGAACAAAUGGAUCACUCUCUCUUUACUAUGAAUCUGUGGAUCAGUCAUCCCUGUGCUGUUUCAAACUAAAAAUGACAGAGCUUUUAUGGUGGAUGCUGUGAAACAGUCCACUCUGGCUUUGGCCUGACUUAAAAUACCUGAUUAGCAUAUCCUGACAUUUUUGUUCCCUUGUAUACUGUGUUAGCUUGUGUUAUUUAUGGUAUUAUUAAUAUUUCUUUCUUAAAACUGGUUGCCUUGAGUUUAAAGUAAAUCAAGCAAAGUCCAAACAAUGCUGGUGUGGAAAAUUGUCUCUGCUGCAGGAUGGAAUUAGCAGUAUUCACCAUAGCAACAGAUGUGCUGAUGUGCUCCUUCCUUAGGCUCUGUGAGCUUCCGAAGACACACAAAAACAGACCACUGAAAGAGCUAUUUCAGUUGCGACAUUGUGCUGGUGUUUUGGAUGGACUUUAUAAAAAUUUAAACAUUGGUACAAGUGGUCCUUCUGCAACUGUGUGUACCUCCGCAUUUCCUGUGGGUGAUCCACUUACUGUUGACAAGAACGUCAUAUUGCCCCACUGAAAAAAAUAUCUCGUUAAAAAACUUGUGCACAAUGAAAACCAAAUGGAAAUCUUCCUGAAAAAGGUGAAGUUUUGGCAGCUCAGUUCGCAGCCCCUGAGGACAUGCUGUGUCUGCAGCAGAGCUGCAGGGAGAGCUUGGCCUGAUAAAAAGACAUCAUUUCCUUUCUUUCUCUGUCAUCUCUGGGAUACUCUUCAAGCUGGCAGCUUUAUCAGAUUAUAUAAACUUUGAUGAAUACAGGUGUUGAUCAAUGUAGUCAAAGUAUAGAAACCAUGUGUUUUUCCAUACGGACGAGCGUAGGAUUGCUUCUCCAUGUCAAAUGUGUGGCCGCUGAAGAACUGUACAAUAAAACAUACUGACACGGAAACGCACACAGCAGAUAUUUGUCUUUCUCCUGAUUAAGUCGUCAGCUCGGGAAGAUUGCAGUUUGACUGAUUGCUGUUUUGUGUGCAAUCUAUUUUCCAGAUGUAACUCUCCCACGCCUGAAAGCCUUCAUACCUCAGCUGUUGUCACGGUUACAUAUUGAAGCCCUUCUCCAUGGCAACAUCCCCAAAGAGGUACGUCAAAGUUUUUUUUUUUCUUUUCUGUGGGAACUCUGUAAUCCUCUGCAUCUUUGCCUCACCCAACAUAACUACUUUACAUACAUGUAAAGUACCUUCUAUACACACAACAACAAUACAGCAGAAAAUACAGCAGGUUCAACAACACUACAACCACAUAAGGAAUAAAGAAUGGGAAGAGUCAACAGCAUCUCAAAGCACUACAGCAAUAAAUGAUAUUUUACAUGUAUAUGUGUAAGUAUUGAAUAUUAGGGCCCGACCGAUAUGGAUUUUGUGGGGCAGAUGCAGAUACUCAUUUCCAGUCAGGUCUCAUCUGGAGACAUGCAGCUGCCUCAGUAAGAGAAGUAGCUCGAUCACAUAAUGUGUACGGUUGUUUAUUCUGCCGUUACUGGCACGGCUAACAGUGUAGCAAGGCUAAUAGCAGGUGGUGCUUGACCGUUAACUCGGUAUGACCGAGACCAGCACAGCGGGGAACAUCGUGAAGUGAGUUAAACUGAAACUUGUUGACUUAUUGUGUAUUUUUCAAAUGGAUUUAUUUACCGUUGAGGCGGACCACUCUUCUCCGUGCGUCCCUGCUGCUGCCUGUUUCAUAUCCGUCACUCUGCUGUGCUGUGAGGUAGUUAGUAGAUGAAGAUUGCCAUGAGGUCGCUGCGCCAUCUACUGGAUAAGUUGGGGAACUUUUCAAAUGGUGGAACAUUUUCCAAGUGAAACUGAAUCUUAUUCUCUGCAAAAUGUCAGCGACAAUCGGCGAGUUUUGGCCGAUUACAAAUUAGUCUGUAAAAUUGGCCGAUUGAAUUGUCUCGCCGAUAAAUCAGUCGGGCCCUAAUACAUAUACAUACUUUUCAAUCGAUGUCCUCACAUCGUAACUUGUUUUUGAAACUAAAAUGAUUACUAUGUCGAGCAGUAUAAUCUUAACAGCAUCUGUCCAAGGCUGGUUGGUUGUGUUUGUUUAUUAGUCUAUACACACGGAUAUGCUACCUGGGCUUCUUGUAAUGUGUAAAUGUUUUUUUCAGUGCACAUGUGCAGAACUCUGUCCUAAUCGGCUUGAUCCCAUUCAGUAAAUGUGUGUGGGCUCACAGGAUGUGUUUUGACUACCUUUUGCAAAAUGAAUGAUAUUCUCAUUAUUGUCAUUUCACACGCUGAAACAAGUCAUCCUAAAUUGUCUUGCGCACCCUUAAGUAUGAGCGUUUAGAUCAUUCUGAACACUUGCACAAUGUACAGCUGCCUAUAACAGAGCUCAGUAUGACUCUAUAAUGAGCACCAGUCAUCUCCACUCUUGCUGCAGACAUACCUUUCUGACUUACAGGACACUUGUAAUGUCUUUUUAAACUGAGGCAGGCAGAUGAAGAGAGUGCUAAGGCUGACACCUGCGUACUUUUGAACUCCGAGUUUUUUUAUGUGCCCUGUUUAAGCCCCUUUCUCACUGAUUAUUGAACUCACUUUUACUCUCAAACCUUUGAAUCACCUUCAGCAUUUUAUCUGGCCUUCCAGUGGUAUCACAGAGGAUUAGUUUCAAACCUCCUAUAAAGUCACAGUUUGCGUGAGGUUGGCGUCACAGUCUGGUGGAGAGAGAGAAUAAGGCUUUGUGCAGACUGCAGGCAAAUGGGAUUUAUUUUCCAAAUCAGAUCUCUAUGAUAGACUGUCCUCACUUUCAUAUUGAAGUGAUCUGAUCGGAUUUGUGUGUCCUGACAUCAACCUAUCUGUGUCGAUAGCAGGCAUCUGUUACUGUGUAGGCUGACACUGUUUCAUAGGACUACUAAUACUGUUGGAUUAACCGUAUGCUGUGUUUGUUUUCAAGGAACACUUUUUAAUUUUCAGUCAAGUUGUCGUGUUGAUUUAAAUCAUAUUACAGUUGACCCGCUGUGAUUGAAUUCACAGCAGGUAGUAAGGUAAAAAGUUAGGAGUGUUACAUACUGUGUCCUACUUUGGUUGUAUUCAAAAGGUGUUAAGAGAGAGUGAGAGGUAAGUUCAUAUAGAGAAAGGCCAGAUGAUCUGCAGCCUUCCACACAGGACUCUCUUAAAGUAAAGUGACCAUACCUGCAAAAAGCAGAAAUAUAAGAUUCUGACAUCUACUGAAAUUUUGCCAGGAUUGUAAAUCUAAAUCUGUAAAGCUAUUUUAGUGCAGAAGUGAGAUUUUCAAGGAUAGUUUCACGAAACUUCAUCACUGAAUCAUUUAGUCAGACUUUAAGACCACACUCUGACACAAAGCAAGAAAAAAAAUCCUUUUUAAAGUCGUCAUCUCAUUCUCAUUCCCCAUUUGAAGUACACUUGUGUCUCCAUUUCAGUCACACCGUGUUUUCUGCCUCGUCCAAGUCUUCUGCUCUUUCCUGCCCAGUUGCUCUGAUGCAAGUCUGUCACCGAGGAACAAUGUCGUCCUUGUGUGUCCCGAUCUGAGUGACGCAAAGUACACCUCAAAAUGUGAGGCUCGGUUAUGCCUAGAAGAUAGAUUUAGUUUGAAAGUCAGAAAAAGCCUGGGGCUGACCGGUGGGAACAACGCUUCACUUUAUCAAUGUCAAACCGGAGUGUGGUCCAGCUCCUGUAAUGUCGGGGAAACAACUUACUGACCAUCUGGUGUUUAAGAAAAGGCUUUGCAGGUUUUAGUUUUUGCCAAGGAUGAGGAAAUCUUUGAGCCACGGUUAUACAAGUUACUGAUGAGAUCUUGAUAAUUUGCACCAGGUAGUUUAACCCACAGUGCCAAGUGUUUUUCCCCACACAGGCAGCAGAAAGCACCCUUCAGGGGUCACUCACCAAACCAUUGAGAAGAUUACUUUUUCUUCCAUUUGCUUUUGUUUACUUUGCACUGGAAGCCAAACUUCACCUGCUGCACCGUUACUUUUAAUUUAUAUUCAAUUCCCUACUCACUCAGUGUGUCUCUCGGUAUCUUGCCACUAACAGAAUAUCACUCAAUCAGUACGUGUUAUCUCUUAAUUGGCCAUGUUGUGCUGGAUAGUACUCAUGCAGAUGCUCCAACCUCUUAGCAGCAGGUUUGCAGAUGGGUGUUCUGGCCUCUUGAAUAACUCCUUGAUCAGGACCUCCAGUCAGGACAACAUUAAUUCUUGUCACGUAGAGCUCAUAGAUCAGUGCUGCUUGUCUGGAGAGGUCUUAGAAAUCACCAGCUCAGUAAAGAACAGCCAGAGAGGAAGUGUGAAAACAGAUUUUUAUGUAAGCUGGAAACCAAACCCAAAAAAGUGCAUCAUCUCACUGUGAGCAAAAUCGAUCUUUUAAAAUCGGGUUUGUUUGUGGAUUAAAAUGGUCUUCUCUCCUUCAGUCUGCUCUUGGUAUGAUGCAAAUGGUGGAGGACACGCUCAUUGAGCACGCUCACACGAAGCCCCUCCUCCCGAGCCAGCUGAUUCGCUACAGGGAGGUGCAGAUUCCAGACGGUAAGUGUACUCGUCCCACACGGCUGAAACAAACACACACACCCACGCAGAAACACACACUGAUCAAGCACACAUUGUAUGCCAGUCAUGCCUGUCUCUCCUGUGACCACGCUGAAGAGUCCUUCCCCCCCCCCCCACGCUCCUCGUCAUCAGUGAUGCUGCAUUGCGUCUGUGAAGACUUGAUUAAAUUGAGCACCCCUCAUUUCCCUGAGAGGAACAUCACAGUCACUGAGCCGAGAUGGACGUCAUCGGGCUCAUUACACACACACACUCUCUAAACUCAGACAUGGUGACACACACGCCAAGUAAAGCACCUGUGCCACGUCUCCUGAUUUGAUUAGGUGAGUGAAGUGGAAAGGCAAAGCAGAGCUACGCAGGGACACCGGGAGACUUCCUGAGUCUCUCACUCAGGGGUUUUUCCAGGCCGAGCUCCAGACGGCCAGUCAGACACAGAGCAGGAACACAGGAGGACAGAGAGGAUGUAAACACAAAGACUGCUCUUGGAGUGACUGACUUACGGAAAGAAGUCAUUAAUCUUGCAGCAUCAUGUUCACAUUAUUCUUUGUGAAGGCCAUGCUGUGAUCCAAAAGCAGUCAAAAAGAUCACUGGCUCACUUUAAGCUUAAAAAUGCAGAGGUUUAUUUAGCAAAGCCCAGAUCAAAUUAAUCUAUAAUAGUCGAGCCUUUGUUCUCUGAGCAGAAAAAGAUAUCUUUUCUGUCAUCUGGAUGUAGAUUUACUCAUGAUGUAUAUAAAGAUAUGUGUGUGUAGUAUAAAAUGUGGAAAAUCUUGCAGCUGGUUGCAUAAUCUUGAAUAAAUUGAUCCUAGUCUGGUAGUCAAAAUCAAACUUCCUUAAAACAGCUGAAGAAGAUGGUUGUUCAUUGCAUUGACUAUGUUGCCUAAUAGUGUGUGUGUGUCACAGAAACUAAAUUACGUUUUUUUCCAGCUCUUUCAAGUGCGCAAAGCAAAAUUCAGUAAUUCCAGUCAUGUUGUACAAUCCAGUUCAUGAACUAAGUCUGUGUAGACUUGUUGUUAUAUAGCCUAUCUUUUCUGCAGAAAAUGGUGCCAUAGGUACGGUUUUGGUUUCUAUGCUUCUUCUUGGUUUUCAGUUCUAAACUUUUCCUGAUCAGUGUUGAUAACAACGGCACAACCAGCUACUAGGCAGUGCCAGUCUGAACUGGGAAAUCCAACUAUUCUACUCAUUUUCAGUGACAGAUUACAGAUUAAAGCACUGGUACUAUCUUGGUACUAAUCUCUGAUUAGUUAAUUGAAUCAGUUUGAAGACAGAAAAUGUUUCGACUGAGAGUAAUGGUUAAAACAUAAUGUAAUGACUUUUUGUUUCAAUCAACUUCAAUCAACGAAAGCUAAAAUACAACUUUUUAGAACAAAAAUGAAUAAAUGUGACUGAUACUUAAAGACAUUUUAGUCCCAUGACUAAAUAUGAAACAGCUGCCAAAUUUAACACUGAUUUAGUUUUCAGAUAAAUAUGUUAAUUAAAGCAAAAUGUAAGCUUGGUUAUCCUUCACUGACACACUGGUGUCAAACACAAAAUACACACAGUAAGGCUCAGUGUCUUCAGUUUGCCCACUUCACUUUUUAACCGCUCUGCUUAACCAAAGACUGAGCUGUCCCCAAAGUUUUUCACUGAACUUGAGUCUAACUUUGGACACGUGAAGGGAAACGUUGAAAACUGUGGACAUUAUUCCCCGAGCUCAGCAUGGGCAUCCUCCAUCAUUGUGUGCUUGAUCACACAAAGUGUUGCUGAGAGCAGAAGGAGGCAGCUUCCUCUGUGCCACCAUGGACAACCUUCUCUCCUCUCUGCCUGAAAGAAAAUGUAAAAUGUUGAGCCCGGAUGAAAGGCGAGAGGAGAGAUGCGUAGCAAAAUCAGGGCCAUGUUAGCAUUCAGUGUCACAGCUGUCCUCUGUGUGACCCUUCCUGUUUUAAUACUACGCUUCUCCUCGCCUCAAGCAAAACACUCGGAUAUCUACAACAGAGACAGCUCAGCAGGUUUUUGCAGCUGUACAUUUGAGAAAACUAGUGGAGCAGAGCCGGUCAUGGUUUCCAAAGACAGUUUAGCCAGUAGAGAUUCGGAUCUGCUAUGGUCUUCAACUUAACACUGUUUCACCUAGAUAAUCGUGGACCAGCAGGAUGUGCAUGUGCUUGCUCUGUCAACCUCUAUUAUAAUCCAAGCAAUGUCAUUUUUUUCAUUCAAUCAGUUGUGCCUCUUAGGAAACCAAAGUCAGUAAGCAAACUACUCAUAUUAUUUGUAUAUUACCUUUACUUUCAUAAUCAGUGGCUUUUUCAGUGCAGUGAAUUUCUAUCUGCCUUCUUGCUGGAUGAGUUAACAUUAAAGCAAACAUUUAAAUUCACAGUCGUGUUAAAAUGUAAGCCUGCUGAUUUAAUGAACUACACAAAACUGAAGAUUUCCAUUAGAGGUGAAGUUGGUCAAGGUUUGCAGGAAUUUUUUUGACUUCCAUCUUUAUUCGUCUUUAACUGUAAUGUUAAAACUUAAAACACCAUUGCAUCAAUCACCACCUCCUCAGCAAUCAGCAAAUUAAACCCCCCUAUCAGGCAUGCUGAAAGUUCCCCAUAAUUUUCCAUAAUCAUCCAGGUGAGCUGCCUGUGUGAAGAGAAGAGAUGCACUUACCCCGCUGUUGAAUGUUGGAGUGAUUGAAUCUCCUGGUGGUCCCACUGAGAGCUGCAGUGUAGCUAAUCCAAUGAAAGUGGUCCUUAAGCAUUAACUGAUAAUUUGUGCUGGUAAACCAGCCUGGUACUGCUGGUGUAGCUGAAUUACUACUACAAAUCAUGACAAUGUUACACUGGAAACUAGUGCUUGAAGUACAUGAUCCUUGAAGCUUUAACUUUCUUAUGUUGCUGUUCAAUACAAACAACACAGUUUCUAUUAUAUCUGUCAGACUUAAAGGGAUAUUCCAGCGUAUGUUUAAGCCAUGGUCAAACACACUGUAACACCGAGUUAGACACCUCCUCGAGAGGUGAAUUUGCAGACCGCUUGCUUCUCUAGUUCCACCGACUUCCGCGAAGACCGCACGAUAGCAAUACACACAGGUCUAUUUCCCCCCGCAAAAAACGCAACCAAAAAGCCACUCUAUAGCCACAAAUAAUUCUCAGAACAGCACCUAACUUCAUCAACAGUACAUAUAGGGUCCCAGCAUGUAGUACUAGCCAUCACAUAUCUUUUUAGCUUGGCCUGGUUUCUUUGGCAAAGACACCAAACACAACUCAACCACUGUCAUCCAGCAGCCGCUUGUUUGUGGGGGGAGCCCUGACGAGUCACAGAGUGGAGUUCCGCAGCUCAAGGAAGAGCAUUUAUGAUUAUUACUUUAUGGAAAUGCAAUCAGACUGAGACGCUAAGAUGUGUAUUUCUGCUCAUUAUGUGUCACUAAUGCAACACAUCAGAGUCACUGUGUUUAUUGUUAAAUAGGUACAGUAGUAAAGUGAUACGAAUAUGUUAUAUCUUUUCUGACAGGUGGAUGGUAUGUCUACCAGCAAAGAAAUGAGGUGCACAACAACUGUGGCAUUGAGAUCUACUAUCAAACAGACAUGCAGAGCACCCACGACAACAUGCUGCUGGAGCUGUUCUGUCAGAUCAUCUCUGAGCCCUGCUUCAACACCCUGAGAACCAAAGAACAGCUGGGUGAGUCCCCGAAAGACAAACUGUUUCAUGGGGAGCUUCUUUAAGAACGCUUCUUCUUCAAAACAGCAUGUUAGAGACGUGACGAGAUUGUGCUCUUUGUUUUCUUUGAGAAAAUACAGCCUCAGUCUCCAUGUAGCAAUUAGAUACAACUCCAUUAAGACCAGCGAGUGUGUAAGUGAAGUUUCUGAAGUGCUGUACACCAUGUUUUUUUUUUAAUAACUAGGGAAAUGAAUACACUGAAUCACUGAACCGGAUUUAAUCAUGAUCUGCUUUAAAUGUUGUUUAUGAAACCACUUUACUGUAAAAGAACUCAUGAUGGAGAUGUUUGUUUUCUCACACGGGAGUAACCAUCUUGUCCGUCCAUUUUUAGGCUACAUCGUGUUCAGCGGGCCCCGGCGGGCAAACGGUGUGCAAGGCCUGCGUUUUAUCAUCCAGUCUGAGAAGGCACCGCACUACCUGGAGAGCCGCGUGGAGGCUUUCCUCUGCACCAUGGAGAAGUAUGUGGAGGAGAUGAGCGACGAAGCUUUCCAGAAACACAUCCAGGCCCUGGCCAUCCGCCGCCUGGACAAGCCCAAGAAGCUGUCCGCUGAGUGUGCUAAGUACUGGGGAGAGAUCAUCUCUCAGCAGUAUAACUUUGACAGAGGUAACACUGCUCUUCACUCCUCUUCACUCCUCACUCUUCAUUGUGAUUAUCUCUUAUCAGAGCUGUGCCAGAGUAAGCAGGAUGACUCUGAAAGUUUGAUUUGGCUGUUGAACACAAAGCUUUUUGAGUCUUUCUUUUUUUGAAAUUGUUUUAUUUUCGUUUUGAGACAAGCUUUCAACUAUCAGAGUUCUCCAGCUUUUGUGUUACCGGUCAGGUUUCAGUGGUUUUGAGACGUAUAAUUUAGCAUGACCUUUACUCUGAUGACUGUUUUUGCAAGAAUUUCAGACAAGUUUAAAGUGUCAGCUCCCUGUGCCAUACAGACAGAUUCCUCAUGCAAUAACUUACUCAGUUCUCCGUAGCUUAUUUCAGCAACCUCUCUAACACAGACCUGCUUUAAACAAGUUUGAGUUGUGAUCAUAAUAAUAUUAAUAUUAUUGAUAAUAAAUCAAUUUCCAGGUCUUAAAAAGUAUGGAAAAGGAAAAAUAAAGUAUGAAAAAAUAUUUAUGUUUCCAGACUAUUACCACAGUUCUAAAAUACCGUUUUCUAAAAGAGAAAAGUUGGUAUUUCCAAAAAUAAUUCUAAAAAGUAGGGUAUGGAAAUUCCAACUGUGUAGGAGCCCUUAAUGUCUUUUUUUUAAUAUAGCACUUACCAGGACAGACACUACAAGAAGCUUUUCUAACAAAAGCUCAGGAAAAAAGGAAUAAAACAUGGAAAAAUACAAAUACAAAGACGACACAUAAUCAAAGAGAACCUAGAAGUGGCAGCUGAAAAAGUCAAAGUUGCUAUGAGGCCUUUGUUUUCCUUCCUUUAUUUAGCAUUUUAUCCAUUGAUCUCAUGAUUAUUUUUACUAUGUACUGAUGACGCUGCUGUUUAUUAAAUUAAUCAGUUAUUAUUAUUUAUUAUUUUUUUCAUCUCCCCUGUAAUCGCCCCAAGGGGUGUAGAUAGAUGAAAAUGUACUGAAAUAAUAAUACAUAAAAACUUGAUUGCAAAAAAAGAAUAGAUAAAUAAAGGCUUUGAGUAAAAUACACAAAGUACCCCGUUAAAAACAAGGGGCAGCUCAGCUCGCUGCCCCUACUGAUAUCCUGUGCUGAAUCUCCUUUCUUUUACGGUGCUUUAGAUACUAUUUUAUUUGAUACGCUUUCUUAAAAGUUCACCCAAGUGUGAAGUGAGGCAUUGAAGUGGUAUGUGGGUAGUUAGGGUUAGUGAUAAUGUUUAUAUCACGUCAUUGGUGCAAAUCCUAAAGAGUGGUGCUCAAUACAACAAACAGCUUGCAAACAGUAAAAGCUGAAGGGCCAUUUUGAUACUGGCCUGGUAGAGUUCAUAGCCUGCCAUGUUGUUUCUCCUUCACUGCUUUAUAUUCACUGAUGAAACUCAAAACAACAAAGUUCAUUGAUUUGGCUGACAUGGUGUGAGGUGAUUCAGGUUGUUCUUAUCAGAUGGAAAGAAUCAUCGACUUUUAGAGGUCAGACACGGCUCACAGGCCGAGCUUGUGUUACGUAAAAGUCAAGAACAAGUUUGAAGGAGUUAUCAAUAUUUUGGUCAGUCCCAGAGGUGAGCAAGAUGUUGCUUAGAGCAGCACAAAUUAGAAUCGAUUAAAGGCUAAAAUAAUCUGCAGCUAUAGCACACCUCUCUCUGGCAGCACUCUCCCGAGUGCCGUAAUGGAUUGUAAUGGGCCUGAUUCACUGGUAAUCUGCCUAAAGCUCUGAGCGAUGGCAACACUGAACUGCAGCCAAGGGAGUGGUGCUGAUUACUGAUACGAGCAGCACUAGAGGGAGGGAGGAGAGUCAGCAGUGUGAGGGUGGCUAACAUGCUAAACACCAAGGACACAGAAGAAAACAGCACAUGCUCUGGCAGACGGUCAACAGCAGCUAGCUGGUCACCUUCUUGCAUAGAUGCUGAUUCAAUAUGAUACAGAUUGUCAAUACAUGAUCGCUGUGGAGAAUAUUUCCACCAGUCACUAUGGUUUGUUUUCCACAAAAAACACAAGCUCGUGUUGUUUUGAUUCAUAGCACCAGUAUAACUGAAUUUGACAAAUCGAACCAAUUUCACAAUGAUCACAAGAGUAGAGAUGCACCAAUCCAAUUUUUUUCUGAUCCAGUCGGAUACCGAUACCUGGGCUGAGGGUAUCGGCCGAUAUUCGAUACUGAUCCAAUAUUAGUGUUGAAUGAAUGAACUGUAUACCUUGCCCUCUGAGUGAAGGCAUCAGGCUUGACAUUAACCUUGUUAGAAAAAAAGGUAACAAAUGAACAGCAAAGAGAAGUAAGACUUCCAUGUAUUAAAAUAAAAAAUAAUUAAAAGAAUAAAAAGACUGGAUCUGCGUCAUUCAUCAGAUAUCCAAUCCAGUUAAUUUGUCAAUAUCUGAGCUGAUAUCUGAUCCAAACAUCGGAUUGGUGCAUCCCUACUCAAGUGUUAGGGUCUGUCAUCCAGUCUGUCAGAGGUAUUUAACUCUUUGCCCUCUCUGAAGCUCUUUCUAUGCUCUUCUUCACUGGUGUGACGCUGAUGUUUAAGUUCUUGUGUUUGCUUGUUGUCUUUCAGAUAACAUUGAAGUGGCCUAUCUGAAGACUCUGACUAAAGAAAACGUAAUGCACUUCUACAGGGUAAGUCAUACAUGAAUAAGUAACACCUCAUUGAGCACUUUUGGUCUAAAUGUAGCCUGACGACUGAUCUAAAAUUAGGCUAUGACAGGUCUAAAAAUGAAAGUUUUUUAGAUGUCAAAAUUUAGACCAAGUUUAGACCAAGUCUAAGCCUGGCCUAUAUAUAUAUAUAUAUAUACUACACUGUAUAUUGCUUAAUACCAUCAUAAUUAUCAUAAUUAUUUUGGUUAAGUACUUGGAGAUCAGUUAUGCAACUCACAGUUGCUUUUUGAAAUAAAUAGUUAAAGUGCAACAUCUAUAUUCUGUCUAAAAAUAUACAGAAUCUAGACGAUUGGUCUAAAAAAAUACACCUGGUAACCUGUGAGUUGAACCAAUAUGACGGUUUUCCAGCUUUUGUAGGCAACUUUCCAUUACUACAAGCUAGGUCACAGUAUUAACCUUUGUAGUGUUUUAAUGUAGUUUUACAUUAAAACAAGGAGAGUAGCCACUGACAAAUGAGUAGCCACUUCAAAUGUGAGCUGGGUAUUGUUAGGAGAGCACUGUGGUUAAAACAAUAGACUGUAUAAUUAAUGAAGCUAGCGUUGGAGGCCCCCCCAUCAUAUUUGACAUCACUCUUAAAUAUUCAGCUGCUAGAAAGAGCCAGGAUAGAGCAGACUGUGAUUGCUCAGAGAUGAAACUCAGCCCCGCCUUGCUGCGUUUUCAGAAUACAACAAUCAAAUAGCAGCAAGUUUCCACUCCUCUGAGCAGAAGCUUCUGUCGAAGCUGGACUUGAUGAUUGAGAGUUUCAGAGUCUUAUUUAAUGAACUGAAUAUUAGGGCUGAAAAAAGAUUUAAAAUAUCGUCAUUUUCUGAGUUUUAAGGUCUGUGUGACAAUGACAUUAACGAUUUAAGAGCAGCAUCACCUCCAGCGAGGAAAUGAGCACACACCUCCUCUGAAUCCAGUCAAAGCAUGUGUGUCAAUAGAUUCAGAGUGCAAGCUUUCAUCUCUCUGCUGCUUCUAUUCAUAGCCGUGGAGGUGACACUGACACAGGACGUUCACAGCAUAUCAGCCGCUAUAAUGACACACAGCCGCUAUCUGAGCCCAGCAGAAACCAUUACUGGCCCCAUGCACAAUAACCCUCAUGCAUUUCUAAUGUCCUAUCAGCCACACUUGCUUUUUCUUUUCUUUCUCUCUCCCUUUUCUGUUUUUUUUUAAAUUUCAUUUCUGGUAGCCUGAGUUGACACCGUCUGACUGCAGACGGGCUAAUUCUUCAGUCUUAUUAUAAUCCCCCACACAGAGAUGGUGACAAGGCCUGGCUGUGGAGCUAAAUCUCCAAAGGGCUGUCUGGACACAGAUCCCAGACUAACUGUGACAAACAGAGGCAGUGAGGCCGCGCUGAGCCGCAGCUUCAUCUUCAAUUUGUAAAGAAAUCACGAGUGAUUACAUUUCUUUAGCCUGAAGUUUAACAUGACUUUGCAUAAAAUUUGGCAACAAUCCUCCGAACAGAUUGAAUUAAAAAUCCUCCUGACUAACAACAGCCUGACGGUUUGCAUUUUAGACUAAUUAAGUGUUAAUGCCCAGAGCAAGAAUUACCACGGUGAGGGUUUGUCAACAACCUUUUUCCCCACGAUGAAGACAAAAGGAUGGAGAGCUAAAAAUACAAGUUUAUGAUAUGACUUUCCCUUAAUAGAGCAGCAUGGACAGUAUAGCAGCAUUGCAUUAUGGGAGAGUCUAAGCUGAAAUAUCUCAUGAAGGAAAGGAAACAUACAACGGAGUAUUAGGACCACAUUAAGAAAUAAAAAUUAAGACUUUGAGAUUAAAGUUGUUAAUUUGCUAGAAUCAAGUAAUUAAUAAUGGGAAUAAAGUGGUAAUAAAGUAAUCACUUACGAGAAUAAAGUCGUAGUAAAGUCAUUAUGAGAAUAAAGUCGUAAUAAAAUCAUUAUGAUACUUAUUAUAAUGUGGUGCUGAUGUGCCACAAGAUUAUGUAUCUCCUUGUUUGACAAACAUACAUUAAAGUACAUUUUCUUGAAAUGCUCCAUGGCUCUCAUUUCAACAACUGUCAUCUUAAACAACAGGUUAGAAUAUAAGGACUUUGUUCUGACUUUAUUCUUGUUAGAAAUUACUUUAUUACAACUUUAUUCUUGUAAGUAAUGAUUUUAUUGUGACUUUUUUCUCCUAAGUAAUGAUUUUGGUACGACUUUCUUCUCGUAAGUAAUUACUUUAUUACUUUAUGACUUUAUUCUCGUAAGUAAUGAUUUUAUUAUGACUUUAUUCUCAUUAUAAAUGACUGAGAUUUAAGUUGUUAAUUUAUGAGACAAAGUCUUUAUUUGUUUUUUCUUAAUGUGGCCCUAAUAUUCUGUGGUAAAAACAGAUAUUUCUCUGUGAAGAGAGGGAAAUUAGCAGGUUAAAACACUUGGUACAGCCUCACUACCAAUGUCUGAUUCUGCUUAUUGAAAAAGGUUUAAGGGAGAAAAUGUUUUGAUUUAAUGUAAAGGCCAAAACACAAUAACUUUUACUAAAAGAGAGCAAAAAGACUUGAUGUGGCUAAAACUAAAGGGCAUUUCCAUCUGAAGACUAAAUCUAAAACAGCUGUCAGAAUGAACACUGCUCCUUGACAGUUCGAAGCCAUUUAAAUGUCACUUUCUACGUCUAUUUAUCUACUUUCAUCAACUUUGGGCAUUUGGCUCCAGGAAACAGAGAAACAAGCCAAACUAAACUCAGCAGCUCAGCUGGCAGCCUCUAAAGCACUGCCAAAUGACAUCAAUUAACACUGAUUGUAAAGAUGUAGCUGCUUAACUCUGUCCUUCCUAGUUUUGAUCAAUAUUCUCAUUGGUUUAAAAAGAGGCAUCGUUUAGCAUUGAAUUUAAAUUCAUGGAAAUAGUGAUGUUGCUUUUCCUCUCAUGCCGUUCGUCCUUCCAGCACUGUCUCACCUGUCUGUCUGUGUUUCUGUCCGUCUCUGUGUGUCCCUGCAGGAUCGUCUGACAGUCGAAGCCCCCAAGAGACACAAGGUGUCUGUACAUGUUCUGUCCAGAGAGAUGGACUCUUGUGAGUAUCUGUGCCCGCUCGGUGUAAGACUCAGUGUGUUUAUGCAGCAUCAGGUCUAACUGAAGGUCUCUCUGCGUGUUCAUCAGGUCCCAUAGUGGGAGAGUUCCCCGCUCAGAAUGAUGUCAACCUGGCCCCGGCUCCCUCUCUGCCACAGGUACUCAUCACUGCAGUAGAUUUCUGCUCCGGCACACAGUUAACCUCCUGCUCUUCAAGCUACUAAAGAGACACUAAAACACGUCACAUGACAUCCGUAAACCGCACAAGAUGUCAGAUAAUUUCACUGAGUGCUUCAUCCUAAUGAGGCUGAACCAUUUCAUGUCUUUUAAGCACGGUCUGUGGGUGAUUCAGUUCAGUGAGUCUCCAUAAAAGACACUUUAAAGGCCAAGAGUGAAGCAAGUUUUUCUUGUAAAGCACAAUUUUAUGAAAAGCCAAAGAAAAAAAAAUCAAAUUCAGCACAAAAGACAAGAUUUCAGACACAGGAGUAUAAGAAAAAAAUAUCAAAUUUAGACAAAAAGGAGAAUACUCCAAAGUUCGAAAGAAACCUCUACCUCACUGGAGAUUGAGAUCUUACUUGAGCUGUAAUAUUUUGUUUUGUUCAAAUGGAUGUUAUAUUUUCUGGUGUCCUGGUGUGAAUACUCCUCAUCAAAUCCCAUUUUAGACCGUAUAUGUAGCAGCAGGUGUGGGUGAUGAGGUCCAGUUUACAUGCCGCAGCUGUUUUUGUCUUGCGUUGUAUGUGUUCAGACAUCGGCGCCCGCUCUCCACCCCCUCCUAACCUGCAGCCUCUCUUUGUCUCCGUAGCCCAUGCAGGUUCAGGACAUGACCGAGUUCAAGAGGAGCUUGCCUCUCUUCCCGCUGGUCCGGCCUCACAUCAACUUCAUGGCUGCCAAACUGUGA
This is a messenger RNA of Xyrichtys novacula (pearly razorfish), 36208 nucleotides long. The record is from the annotation of a GenBank genome assembly. NCBI's taxonomy places the organism in Eukaryota, Metazoa, Chordata, Actinopteri, Labriformes, Labridae.